This is a messenger RNA of Pundamilia nyererei, 969 nucleotides long. RefSeq lists its product as uncharacterized. The transcript is spliced from 5 exons. Lineage: Eukaryota; Metazoa; Chordata; Actinopteri; Cichliformes; Cichlidae. Bases 1 to 969 code for a protein of 322 amino acids. The record is from RefSeq and is a predicted model, not a curated record. Gene Ontology annotation, biological process: response to bacterium.
AUGCAAACUGUGUGCAGCUCCUCAGAGUACGGAGGAUGCUCAGAUCAUCAGAUCUUUGACACCAAAAAUGUUGCUGUUGAGGAAAAUGUGACUCUGAAUUGUAUCCGGGAUCGUCUUUGGCAUUCAACAAACUUAUUCUGGAUCAGACUUGUUUCUCAGAGCUUUCCUGAAAUUGUAGGAUCAACAAUGUCUUAUGAUUCUCCGAUUAUUGAAAACAUUCAUCACAUUACAACAAAACAAGAGCCUGGAACUUUUGUUCUGCAUAUCAACGGAGCACAGUUAAGCGAUACAGCUGUUUAUUACUGCAUCAAAGUAAGACAGCGCAAGAUGACAUUUUUGAAAGGAACUUUUCUUCAAGUCAAAGGACCUGACCCAGGCAUCACUGGUGUCACUCAAGACUCUUUGUCUAAUCCCGUCCAUCCAGGAGACCCGGUGACUCUGCAGUGUUCAGUCGUCUCUAAUUCUGAGAACAGAACAUGUACAGAAGACCACAGUGUGUACUGGUACAGAGCCAAACCAGAAGAAUCUCAUCCAAGUUUAAUUUAUAGUCAUGGAAACAAUGGUAAUUAUUGUGAGCGGAGUCCUGAGGCUGCCUCCCAACAGAAAUGUGUCUACAGCUUCUCCAGGAACGUCAGCUCGUCUGAUACAGGAACUUAUUACUGUGCUGUGGCCACAUGUGGAGAGAUACUGUUUGGAAAUGGAACAAAACUCGAUAUCGAAGAGACACGAGGACUCACUGACUUAUGCUGCGCCAACCUUUAUCAAGAGAAACACUCGCAAAGCAGAGAGAAGGAACACGAGAGCAACAGAGACAAUGUAUCAAGCAAUGAGAUGGAGUACAAAGCUGUGAAGUAUGGACUGAGGAAAGCUAUUACAGCAGCUAAGAGGCAGUACAGAGGGAAGCUGGUGGGCUUCUAUUCUUCUGCUGACCCCAGGCGGAUGUGGCAAGGCAUGCAGCACAUCACGUAG